AUGACAUCGUUGCGCAGCCCAAGUCAGAUGAGCUGCCAGUUCCCCUCGGCGAGGCUUCUAGCUCUCGUCCCCUGUCACCAGUGGGGGCGCAGCUGGGUUCCCCUUCGUCUGGCCAUCAGUCUUCGUCUCCCCAGACUCCAGACGUUCGUCGCCCUGCGCCUCCGUCCACUACUACCUCCCCGACAGAGUUGCCCACACCGGUCGCUGCUGCACCUCGACGUGGUGAUCGUGAGCGCAGGUCCCCACGACACCUAG
Linum trigynum is the source of this 255-nucleotide messenger RNA. The record is from the annotation of a GenBank genome assembly. NCBI's taxonomy places the organism in Eukaryota, Viridiplantae, Streptophyta, Magnoliopsida, Malpighiales, Linaceae.